AUGGCGUCAAAAGCAUUUGGAAAUGGCCUCAAGGAGCUGAGGUUCUUGUUCUGCCAGACUAGCGAGCACAGCGCCGCCACAAGGAACUUCCUUACACGAAGCUACCCCGCCAUGAAAAAGGCCAACCCCUCCGUUCCCAUCAUGAUCCGCGAAGCCAGCGGCACCCAGCCCACCGUAUAUGCGCGAUUCGACUUUGGAAAGGAGAGGAAGCUGUCGCUAAAGGGUCUGGACGACAAGAGCAUCGAACAACAAGUCGCGGACCUUACUACACAUCUAACAAUGUCUUACUCAGCCCCAUUCCAGCCAAAUCCCGACUACGAUGUCGAUGCCGCGCUCCUAGACAUCCUUGUCUAUACUCACCACCCCGCUGUCUCAUCUGGCCCAGCAGCAGAUGUGCUUGCGCGCAUCGAGAAGAAGUACCAGGACUGCGUCAAGGCCCUGGAGGAGCGCAACGCCGCCCUGGAGGAGCGCAACAACGCCCUGGUGAAAGAGGGAGAGGCUGCGGCCGCCAAGAUUGAGCACCUGGAGACGGAAGUCUGCGCGCUGGAGGGGGAUGUGGAGACGCAACUGGCGGUCCUCCAGGACAGGGCAGACAUGUCCGCUAAAUUCACCUCUAAACCUCAGCAGCUGAGCUUCUUCGACAAGAUACUUCGUCGCAACGACUCCGCAGUGGCUUUGUCAUCGGCAUCGACCACCUCUUCUAUCACUCUCUCAUUCGCGUCUCUCUCACAGGAGAACGAUCAGCUAGCUCAGGACAAUGCUCAUCUACAAAGGCGUAAUGGAGAGCUGACUCAACAAUCUGAGCUCAACCAGAACCUCUUCCAGCAAACCUCCGAAACGCUCGCUGCCAAGGAAAGCGAGAUCACUGACUUGGAGGAAGCACUCAUUGAUAGGGAUAGCGAGAUCACUGACCUAAAGGGGAUUCAGAAGGAGCUCAAGGAGUGUAUUCGUCGUAACGACGAUGCUAGCAAUGAAACAAUACACACCCUGAAGCUUCAGCUUGAGGAUCUGUCAAAGCAACUAGGGGAAGCACACGAUGCGGCUACUAAACGUGACGUUACCUAG
This is a messenger RNA of Alternaria burnsii, 1065 nucleotides long. RefSeq lists its product as uncharacterized. The record is from RefSeq and is a predicted model, not a curated record. The coding region runs from base 1 to 1065 and encodes 354 amino acids. The transcript is spliced from 6 exons. NCBI's taxonomy places the organism in Eukaryota, Fungi, Ascomycota, Dothideomycetes, Pleosporales, Pleosporaceae.